UCGGGUUUGGUAGUUUAGUCCCAUUUGUCUUACAUUCCAAACUCACGUCAACAUAUAAACCAGUUCCAGAAAACGCCACUACCCAAACAAUCAUGCACCAACUACGUUUAGUAGUUAUCAACUUAUCAUCUUCUUUUUCCUCUUUAUAUUCCACCUUACUGGUUUCAUUAUUUCAUCAAAAGAAAAGAAAAAUGUCGAAAACUUUAGUAGACGAGUGUCGUGGCGUACUUCAUGUCUAUAGCGACGGUUCCCUAGUCCGUGCUGCAAACCCAGCUUUUAACGUCCCAGUUCACGACGACGGCACCGUUUUAUGGAAAGACGUCGUUUUCGACUCAGCUCAUGACCUUAAGCUACGCCUCUAUAAGCCAGCUAAUUCAACAAAAGGCUCCAACCUUCCAGUUUUUUACUACCUUCACGGUGGUGGCUUCUGCAUCGGCUCGCGAGCAUGGCCAAACUGUCAAAACUAUUGCUUCAAGCUUUCUUCUCAGCUGCAAGCCAUAGUGGUUGCACCGGACUAUAGGCUCGCCCCGGAGAAUCGGCUUCCGUGUGCGUUUGAAGAUGGCUUCACGGCUGUUAAGUGGCUUCAACAACAAGCUAUGAGCAGUGAGAGUGAGAGAGACUCUUGGUUGAACGACGUGGCUGAUUUUAGCCGGGUUUUUAUCUCGGGUGACUCGGCCGGUGGUACCAUGGCUCAUGAUUUAGCGGUUCGGCUCGGGUUUGGUUCCACGGAGCUGGAACCGGUUAGGGUUCGGGGUUAUGUUCUGCUGGCACCGUUUUUUGGUGGAACGGUUCGAAGCAAGUCGGAAGCUGAAGGGCCUAUAGAUGCUUUUCUGAACUUAGAACUUAUUGACAGGUUUUGGAGGCUUUCGAUACCGAUUGGAGCGGACACGGAUCACCCAUUUGUGAAUCCGUUUGGACCAGAUAGUAAGAGUUUUGAGGAGAUUGAUCUUGAUCCUAUUCUGGUAGUUGUUGGAGAAAAUGAUUUGCUUAAAGAUAGAGCAAAGGAAUAUGCAAAUAGGCUUAAGGAUUUGGGUAAAAAUAUAGAGUAUGUAGAGUUUGAAGGACAACAACAUGGGUUUUUUACUAUUGAUCCAAAUUCUGAA
Messenger RNA from Vicia villosa (hairy vetch), 1103 nucleotides. RefSeq names its product probable carboxylesterase 15. NCBI's taxonomy places the organism in Eukaryota, Viridiplantae, Streptophyta, Magnoliopsida, Fabales, Fabaceae. The record is from RefSeq and is a predicted model, not a curated record. Gene Ontology annotation, molecular function: hydrolase activity. The transcript has a single exon. The annotation marks the transcript as partial.